CUCUCCUGGCUACGACCUCUAAGAGUACUCGGGCCUCGCUGAUGCCUGACGGAGAGCCCUUGGCUUUUGUUGACUUGUUGACCUUUGCUACUGCGAUCUGGUCUUUCUGCGGGGAUAAAGUUCCUCAUUCUGUUGCUUGUCAUUGGGGUUGCCAUCACUCGUUCAGACGGCCGAUUGGCUGACGGUCCCGUCAAUCUCCGGGGACAUGACUAGCCUCAGACACCUCAGAAAAUUGUUCGUUGGUACCCCUACGUGCUGAAAUGAAGAGUUCUGGAGAGAAUCUGAGGGAUUUGAGGAAUUUCAGAUGUUGGGGAUUUUUUCCCCCGCACAGGGAGCGGUAUUCUGCCCUGUCUACACAUUAGAAUCACUUGGCCUGGACAAAAGCUUUUUUAAAAAAGCGUUCCCCUCAUCUCCUCCCCCCAAACCCCGCAUUUCCAUCCACUAGAUUCUAAUGCGUAAGCAGGAGUGACAACUACUGCCCUUGUGCUUUUUUGGGAACAAGAAAUUGUCCAGGGAAAAGAUAAACGCCAAUCAGUCUCUGAUCUCAGUACUAGUCUAUUUUAAGCUAAUUAAGCAUUGAUUUUUUUUUUUAAGUUUAUGACAAACUGCUAUUUUCCAUUCAGUUAAACUAAAUGCGUUUUAAUGAUAGGACGGUAAUUAAUCUAACCUAUUAAUGAAAAGCUGUAUGUCUCGCAGAACUAUGAUAAACUACCUAAUGACGUCAGCUAAGGGUCUAGAAAUGGAAGAAUGAUCGCUAUAUCUUUUUUAAAAAAUAGAAUUUAGGCAUCUUGGGAAAAAAAGAAGCUAAUCUACACUGGAUUUCUGUUAGUGUGAAGACUUUUGUCCCUGUACCUGCUAGGGCUUACCUGUAAAUGAAGUAAGAUGGUCAACACCAGGGAAACAAGUGUUCCUGGUGCCUGGCAGUGGAACACCUUGACUAUCUUGGAAAGAAUUAACUGGCCCCAAGUGGACUUCACAUUUCAUUCCGUGAAGUGGGAGCCUGAGAACAUAUUUUCUGUGUGAGGCUGAAACUGUUGGAGGCUUCCUGAGAUCAUUCUUGAGAAUGGAGCGACCACAUAGGGAAAUAUAGCAUGUUGAUUAAGAGAAUGGACUCUGAAGCCGGAUUUCAUCAGUUUGGAUUUUGGCUUUUCCUCUUUCUAGCAGUUUGGGUUUGAUUUCUGAUGACUCUGGCCUGAGUUCCAGGAUGGUUUUUUCUUGGGACCAGACAUGAACAAAAGUUGACCUCAUGAGCACUUCAACCUCUCCAGCUGCCAUGCUCCUCCGGAGGCUGCGGCGACUCUCCUGGGGCAGCACUGCUGUCCAGCUCUUCAUCCUAACAGUGGUGACGUUUGGCCUGCUGGCCCCCCUGGCCUGUCACCGACUUCUACACUCUUACUUCUAUCUGCGCCAUUGGCAUCUGAACCAAAUGAGCCAAGAGUUCCUGCAGCAAAGCUUGAAAGAGGGUGAGGCUGCCCUCCACUAUUUUGAGGAGCUUCCCUCUGCCAAUGGCUCAGUGCCCAUUGUCUGGCAGGCCACCCCCCGGCCCUGGCUGGUGAUCACCAUCAUCACUGUGGACAGGCAGCCUGGCUUCCACUACGUCCUGCAGGUUGUGUCCCAGUUCCACCGGCUUCUUCAGCAAUGUGGCCCCCAGUGCGAGGGGCACCAACUCUUCCUGUGCAACGUGGAGCGUAGUGUGAGCCAUUUUGAUGCCAAGUUGCUCUCCAAGUAUGUCCCUGUGGCCAAUCGCUAUGAGGGCACUGAGGAUGAUUAUGGUGAUGACCCUUCGACCAACUCGUUUGAGAAAGAGAAGCAGGACUAUGUCUAUUGCCUGGAGUCAUCCCUGCAGACCUACAACCCAGACUACGUCCUGAUGGUAGAAGACGAUGCUGUACCAGAAGAGCAGAUCUUCCCAGUCUUGGAGCACCUUCUGCGGGCUCGCUUCUCUGAGCCACAUCUCAGAGAUGCCCUUUAUCUCAAGCUGUAUCACCCCGAGAGGCUCCAGCACUACAUCAAUCCAGAGCCCAUGCGGAUCCUGGAAUGGGUUGGUGUAGGCAUGUUGCUGGGGCCCUUACUAACCUGGAUAUACAUGAGGUUUGCCAGCCGCCCAGGGUUUAGCUGGCCUGUAAUGCUCUUCUUCUCCCUGUAUAGCAUGGGUCUGGUGGAGCUGGUGGGUCGGCACUAUUUCCUGGAACUGCGGCGGCUGAGUCCUUCCCUGUACAGUGUGGUUCCUGCCUCUCAGUGUUGCACCCCAGCCAUGCUCUUCCCGGCACCUGCGGCCCGCCGGACCCUCACCUACCUGUCCCAAGUGUACUGCCACAAGGGCUUUGGCAAGGACAUGGCACUGUACUCGCUGUUGAGGGCCAAGGGAGAGAGGGCCUAUGUAGUGGAGCCGAACCUCGUGAAACACAUCGGGCUCUUCUCCAGUCUCCGGUACAACUUUCAUCCCAGUCUCCUCUAGGGUGCCAAGAGAUGCCUUUCUGAAGUUGGCCACUUCUUGAAGAUUCAAAUAUUUAUCUCUUUAUUUAGACAUGGUUGCCUGCAGGUAUUUCACUGUUUACUGUUGUUAGAGAUAUAGGCACUGGGGCAGCUGAGGAACCUCAAUAUGUUAAGAGCCUUGGCUUUGGUAGCCUCCUGGCAGGAGCAGCAGUUUGCCACAGGUCCGGACCUCUCCCUCCACACAGCCACACUGCCUCAUGCAGUCUGACCCACCCAGUGAGGGUGCAUUUGAACACUGAUUAUAUUCUCCAUUUGUUUUUAAGCUCUGCUUUGUGUUAGAGCUUGUGACUGCCAAAAAUUUUGUGCACAGUGAUAUGACUGUUUUAGGAUCUUAAGGGUAGAAUUUUGUGAAAGGUGAGAUCCUUUGGAAUUGAGUUCUUUCUCAUUGGGUAUGAAAAUGGAUGUAUGUUUAGAAUAUAUGCCCAACGAGGCAGGACCAUGUGGAUAGAUUCCAUUUGUUUCCUUGACCUGAUGUAAUAAAAACUGAUAAAAGCCGUGCAGUGCCCGGCAUCUUGGAGGCAGGUGAUCUGGCUUUUCUGUUACCUGGGAUUUUCUUUUCCUAUAUAUCUGUAGUGCACUGAUAAUUGAUAUUGUUAGUGAGAACUUUAAGGCACGACAAGAUCUGGAAGAGCUUGUGAACCAUCAAAGUCAGAUUGCUUAUGUUGAGUAGUGAUUUAACAUUGAACAUUUCUGUACUACUCUGACUCUUUGAAAAUUGGACAUUUCAGAAUGAUACAAUAUAGGGGAGCUCUUUACAAGUAGCAUAUCAUUUUUCCUGACUUUCCUGGCUGACUGCUUACCUUCAUUUCUUUUUCUUCUAGGUAGCAUGAUGUUAUAGAAAAAAAAAAAAAAAAAUCAUGGACUGAAGUCAGAAGACCUGACCUUUUAUUUCAGAUCUCUGCCAUGGCCUAACGACGUGACCACCUUGGGCAGGUCAUAUAAUCACUCUGGGUCUCAAUUUCUUCACCUGUAAAAUGAGGACAGUAAUACUUACAUGUUAAAGUUGCCUUGAGGAUUAAAUGGCAGAAUAUAUGUAAAACACCUAGCAAGUGCUUAGUCCAUAGAAGACGCUUGGCAAACUUUUCUCUCCUAUAAUAAACAUAUACAACUCAAGCUUAUUUCGGAAAAAGAUAUUGGUGAUGUUGUUUAAAGUAUGAGAUAGGGCAUGGAGCUGCCACCUAUGUACCAGCUAUUCCAGAUGACCAAGCCCUGCUAGAAUAAAGACUGACUUUUCAUUGUGACCUCUGAAGGAUGUGCAGCUCAGCUUUCACCUAUCCCCACGUUCACCCAAGCCAAAAAGAAGAAUUGUUCAUUCAAACUGGAAAUGAUCUCCAGCUUGGAAAUGAGACUCCUCAUGAGCUUAUUCUAAGAUCAGAGUCUGAAAAUUAUUUUCUCAAAAGUUACAAAUAAAUGUCUUUUAACAGUACUGUCAGACUAGUGACCAACAAGUUACUUUAUGAGGAUGGAUGAUGAUAUUAGAGUUCAAGCAAUUGUCCAGUUUGUUUCGAUGCCACAGUUUGCUUUUAAAUUCCCAUAGUGAGCUUCCAUCUUGAGACCCACUCAACACAGAAGGAUUACAUAAAGGUUGAUCACCCACGCUCUACAGAUGAACAAAUUGAGACCCAGAGAUGCUAAACUGCUCUGCAGGUCACAAACCUGAACAGCAGCAUAGCCAAAAUGGGAACGGAGCUCUUCUGACUUCAAGCCCCUGCACUUUUUUCUUAACCACAUUAAUUUUAUGAAUAUCUAUGUGGUCAAAGUCUCUUUUGUAAAAUCUGAGUAUAAGCUGAACUAGAUCAUGUCUCUGUAAGCUAAGAUGGCAGAAACACAUUGUCAUGUUAGUUUGGAGGAGCAAACAGAUAUAAGUAUGUGUUGUAAUGUUAUAGUGAGCUGUUAUGUAUCCCCCAGCAAUGUCCAAAGUGAUCAGAGCUACUAGAUGACUUAUUACAAUGUUCAGAUCCCACUCCUUCAUUCCUCCUCUCUCAGUGACCUGUCUACCCCCAAGCUUUAGAACUGAGCUCUCUCCAACUUAGAACUCAUUAGAGUUUGUUGCAUUAGUGAUUGGAUCUCCUCAUGAAAGUUUUUUGACCAAUGACAGUAGAGCCCCUUUAAGCUAGCCAGGCCCAAGAUAGGGAAGCACUGCUGGUUUACAUUUCUGCUCUUUCUAAUUCAGUUGUCUAUUGCAUGCAGACAUCCCCUGCCCGACUUCUCCAUUAUGGAAGGCUAAGGCCAUCCUUCCUUGUCCAGUUUCUCUACCUACACACUAACAUGCCUUUUCCCCAUGGAGUGAACUCUGCCAGUUGUCUUUGGACAUUUUCUGCAGAUGCAGGCUCAGUUCUGCUCUUUUGUUCCCACCCACUUCUAGAUCUUCCUCCAUUUAAUCCCUUAUUCUUAUAAGGAGUCUAAUUUUUGUGUAUUGUCCUUGAUUAGGGCAGCUGACAGCUUUACACCAAAGCUGAAGUCUCUCACUUAAUCCUAAGCAAGGGGCUAGGGAGAACUAAGAUAUCCUUCCCAUAUCAAGGGAUAUAGGUUACUAGAAGGGUGGAGGUCUCUUAACAGGCUCACUCACCUUUCAGAGUUUAAAUUAUGGUCAGGCUUAAGAAGCUCUCUCUUGUGACUGAGUGUAUUGCAUAGACAUGUCUGUGAAAAUAAAAGCACCCAUUUUGCUAAGGC
Molecule: messenger RNA, 5169 nt
Organism: Homo sapiens (human)
Lineage: Eukaryota; Metazoa; Chordata; Mammalia; Primates; Hominidae
Gene: PGAP4
Product: post-GPI attachment to proteins GalNAc transferase 4
Exons: 4
Coding region: 1247-2458 (403 amino acids)
Biological process (GO): GPI anchor biosynthetic process
Cellular component (GO): Golgi membrane
Molecular function (GO): glycosyltransferase activity
Source: RefSeq, a predicted model, not a curated record